This is a messenger RNA of Microplitis mediator, 1107 nucleotides long. Its product is annotated as dorsal-ventral patterning protein tolloid-like. The transcript is spliced from 5 exons. The record is from RefSeq and is a predicted model, not a curated record. Gene Ontology annotation, biological process: proteolysis. NCBI's taxonomy places the organism in Eukaryota, Metazoa, Arthropoda, Insecta, Hymenoptera, Braconidae. The coding region runs from base 1 to 1107 and encodes 368 amino acids. Gene Ontology annotation, molecular function: zinc ion binding; metalloendopeptidase activity.
AUGCUGAAACUUUUCGACUCGGGCAACGGCCUCCCAUGCUGUUCUACUGUUGGUAAAAGCUGGUAUGGACCCCAACCAAUAAGCAUAAUCAACAAAUGCAACAAUUUCGGUGUUAUUUUACAUGAAUUGGGACACGCUAUCGGGUUUCACCACGAGCAUCUACGUUACGAUCGCGAUCAGUAUAUUGAGGUUCUCCUGGAUAAUGUUCAAGAAGGUAGUAAACAUAGAUUUGAUAAAUUGCCACUAGAAUCUACAAAUACGUUGGGUCUACCUUAUGAUUAUAAUUCUAUAAUGCAUUACCCGAGAUUUGGUUUUGCGAAGAGUGACUUUCGUAGUACGAUUGAACCAACACGUCAAAUAAAUGGGAGGACACCGGAUAUUGGUCAGAUGAAUGCCCUGAGUACCAGUGACAUUACUGCUGCAAAGUUGCUGUAUAAUUGUUCUGCACAUGGUGGGUCAUUUUUUGAGCCUCACUAUAUGAUUAUCCCGCCAAUACAUCCAGAUGAUUCACCAAAAGUUUCCGAUAAAUGCAAAUGGACAAUCAGAGCUGCGGAAGGUGAACGAAUAAAGGUCACACUAACAUCAUGGGAUAUUCAAGAGACUCCCAACUCUCGCAUAUGUGGUGAAGACAAAACAGUUAUUGUAACGGCUAGUAAUUUUGUAUCGGUAACAUAUGCCAGGACUCGUUAUGAAAAUCAUCACCUGGGAUUCAUAUUGAAAUACGAGGCUAUUUGCGGUGGUGAUAUUAAUUUAAAAAGUAAUGAUACUUAUUACUUAGAAUCACCAAAUUAUCCAGAGUCAUACGGACCGAAUAAAUAUUGCCAUUGGAAUAUAGAGGCUCCUUACAAGCAUUAUAUAGUAAUUAAAUUUGAUUACUUUGAACUUGAAGAAAGUACUGGUUGUAACAAUGAUUUUUUGGAAGUACGAGAAGGUAGACGUGAAAAUGUGUCAGAUGGUAGAAGUUACUGCGGUAAAAAAGACCGUUUAGAAAUAACUGCUCUGACGAGAAAAAUUGAUCUGACGUUUAUAUCCAAUGGAUCGAAAGAAGCGGGAGGUUUUUCUGCCGCUAUUUCUGCAAUAUCUAUCAAUAAUGAUUUGUCUCCUUGA